Molecule: messenger RNA, 2577 nt
Organism: Cornus florida
Lineage: Eukaryota; Viridiplantae; Streptophyta; Magnoliopsida; Cornales; Cornaceae
Exons: 8
Coding region: 147-2456 (769 amino acids)
Molecular function (GO): nucleic acid binding
Source: RefSeq, a predicted model, not a curated record
UCCGUCUAUUCAAAAGUCCAAACACACCAUCUUUAUUGUUUUGAUAAAUCGAAGUCCAAACACGCCAUUGCAGCUCUCGGUGCCCCUCUCAGGGUCUCAGGCACAACCUCAAUCUAUACAUUGAAGCUGGGUUGACCACACCAGCCAUGGCCGGAGGUAACAAGAAACGGUUCACGAAAACCAGGAGCCGAAGACCACCGGGCUAUGCAUCCGGAGCCCUCUUCGUCGACGGCGGUCUUUUAUCCGAUUGGCAAUUGGAAACUCCUCCCAAAGCAAGAAACGCUAGAACUGGGAGUGGGAAUUCAAAGUCUGCGUCGAGAUCUGGAAAUUCUGAUCGAUCGAAAGCUUUUGUUUUCAAAAGCGAGUCUCGACAAGCUAAAGGAAAUGCUAUUCGUUACGCGUACCCUAGUGUUGAUUCUCGGGAAGGUACUAAUCCAAAUGCUGGCAACAAUAGAGAGAACAAUUUGGAUGAGUCUCACCCUAUUGUCUUGGUUGAUUCCAAGGAGUCACAAAUUGUUGCUUAUGUAGACCAAGCGCCAUCUAUGGAACCCCAAAAUGUGGAGUUCACAUAUGAUUAUACUACAGAUAUUACAUUGGAUGAUAACUCUCAUAGGGGAUUGGGGUUUUGUGGUGACGUAGAAGCAACCCCAGGGGGCAAUGGAUCCUCAUCGAAAAAGGAAGAGAAAGAAGGUUCUUGUUUUGAGUCAUCCUUUGAAGAGGAAAUGGAUGCUGAUGUUAGUUUUAUCCCAGAGGUAAGUACUAAAAUGGCUGAUGACUUUUCGGAUAAGACAUCAUCACCAGAGAAAAAUUCGGGGUUUUUGUCCAUUGGAGGUAUGAAAUUAUAUACCCAAGAUAUUUCAGAUGAUGACGAUGAGGAUGACAGCGAAUCAUUGCUUGACGAGGAAAGCUUGGAGUCUUCUGGGCCAGGAGAUUCAACUGGAUCAUGUGAUAGUGAUGGGUCUGAGGACACAUCUGAGAGUGAUUCAGAUAUUGAUGAAGAGGUAGCGCAAGAUUACUUUGAAGGGAUUGGUGGGAGUGACAAAAUUGUAGAUGUUGAGCAGUUGUUGGAACAGGUUCUUGAUGUCUCGGGUGAUGAUGAAAUUUCUGGUGCUAGCUUUGAUGAGACUACGAAGAAGUUGGGUGGGAUUGCUCUUCAGGAUGCAUCUAGGGAAUAUGGUAUGCAUAAACCACGAUCUGUAAGGAAAUACCCUGUAGAGGUUAGCAGAACUAGAGCCUCUACACAUGCUUGUUCAUCUGCUUUGGAUGAUAUUAUGCUUUUAAAGGAUACAAGAAGAGUUCCUGGAAGAAAGAAGCAUGCUGCUCGAUUUCCUCAGUCAUGGCCUUCCGAGGCUCAAAGGAGUAAAAGUUUCCAGAAAUUUCCAGGUGAAAAAAAGAAACAUCGCAAGGAGAAGAUUGCUUUGAAGCGUCGGGAGAGAAUGAUUCACUGUGGCGUUGUUCUUGAGCAAAUAAAUUUGAAAUUACAGCAGAUGGUCUUAGAUGGAGUAGAUAUGCUCUCAUUUCAACCAAUGCAUUCCAGGGAUUGUUCCCAGGUACGACGAUUGGCUGCAAUUUAUCGCCUCCGGAGUGGUUGUCAAGGUUCUGGCAAGAAAGGAUUUGUAACAGUGACACGAACAGAAAAUACCUGUAUGCCAUCUUCUAGCGAUAAACUUCGUCUGGAGAAGCUGAUAGGAGCUGGCAAUGAGGAUGCUGAUUUUACUUUGAAUGAUAUAAAAACAACCAAGGGUGAAAAAAACAACAGUAAGAAGGCUGCAAAGGGUAGUGGCUCGACUCCACGAGAACUGGUACGAUCUGCCAAAAGCAAAUCACUCAAGAACUCCUCCAAUCAUCGUGGCAUUAGUGAAGCAAGCAAAAAGAGGAGUGAGAAAAUGGGCUCAUAUGCUGCUCAGCCUGUAUCCUUCAUCUCAAGCGGUGUAAUGCAACCUGAUGCUGUUGAGAUCAAAACCGUUGAUUCAAAAGAAACAAAUGAUGGUUGCCUUGAAAACAAAGUUUUAGCCACUUCAUCAAGUUAUGGUGCGUUUGAGUUGCACACUACGGGUUUUGGAUCAAAGAUGAUGGCGAAGAUGGGUUACAUAGAGGGGGGAGGGCUGGGAAAGGAUGCUCAAGGUAUAGCAGAGCCUAUUGAAGUGACAAAACGACCUAAAUCGCUUGGGUUGGGUGCAGAACCCUCUGCAGAGCCUAUUGAACUGAUCAAACGACCUAAAUCACUUGGGUUGGGUGCAGCAAAAGCCUCUGAAAACAGAGGUAACCUGGCAAAGAAUGAAUCUAAAAAAUUUGCAUCAUUUGAGAACCAUACCAAGGGAUUUGGAUCAAAGAUGAUGACAAAGAUGGGUUUUGUGCAAGGUAUGGGCCUGGGUAAAGAUUCACAAGGCAUAGCCAAUCCAUUGGUUGCAGUCAGGUUCCCUAAAUCCCGAGGAUUGGGUUCCCGAGAUUAUUAGCCAUUUAUGUUAUUUAUUUGUAGAAGAAAACUAUUCUGAGUCAUUUUUAUAUAAUUUACCUUUAGUUUAACUGCUUUUGUGAUAUUUAUAAUAUUAAUUCCAAUGUUGCGCUUGAGAUUUA